Molecule: messenger RNA, 5436 nt
Organism: Lampris incognitus (smalleye Pacific opah)
Lineage: Eukaryota; Metazoa; Chordata; Actinopteri; Lampriformes; Lampridae
Gene: jade1
Product: jade family PHD finger 1
Exons: 11
Coding region: 1761-4568 (935 amino acids)
Biological process (GO): regulation of transcription by RNA polymerase II
Cellular component (GO): histone acetyltransferase complex
Source: RefSeq, a predicted model, not a curated record
AAUAAGUAAAAGCGGGGGCCUUUUGCAAGGGCGCUGUCGGCCAUGUUCGUCCCUUUAAAGGAUCAACGAGGCGGAGGCGCACGCGGAAAAGGACCGGACGGCCUCCGGUGCGCCUGCGCCGGGUGCAGUUUGAGAGAAUUUCCGUGCGUUUUUUUUUUUUUUUUUGCACAGCGUUUGAAUUUAAAAAGGGAGACGCGUACGUCGGAGCCGCCCCAAUUUAAGUGCCCUUUCGUUAUUUAUUUUAUCUUCGCUGUUCGGGGGUGUUAUGACGCGCCCUAGUGGUAAAGGGGGCGUCACUGCGCCUCGGGUUGGGUAACCUCCCAGACCGACGUCAGUGUGUUUGUGUAUGUGGAAUGCGGGACGAACGGAACUCAAGGCAAACAACGCCAGACAUCACACUCAAACGCCGCCUCGCAUCGGCCCGACGUGCUCUGUAUGUACAGUCCAAUUUACCUUUCAAAUCGGCGAGGGUUUAAAUCGUACGCAUAUCUCGGGAGAGUGGUUCUGGUUUUUGAUCUGAACGACUUUAGACCCAGUAUGGUCGCACCAGCGGUCCGCUAGGAAAAGAAGCGCAACGCCGUCAUUUAAAAUGGCGCCAAAGAUUAACCUCCGCCAGUGGAUCGCUGGUAAAUCUGUCACACUGUGCCCUGCGAGCAACCCCGAAUAGCAUAACAACAAUUUGCAUUAGCGGCACCAUUUUCGAUUUCAUCCGGGUCCUCUUGAGUUAUAAAUUAGAUUUGACUCCCGACUUUAAACUUAUCAAUGUUGGUAAUUAGCGCUCGAUAAGCGGCACCUUGGCAAAUAACUAGCUUAGCUCGCAGCUAACGAGCUAGCAGACCUAUAGUUAGCUAACCGCUACGUCAGCUAAAUUGAAGGCGCCGUCUCUUUGCUGGAGGAACUAGCUAGCGAAGCUAAUGCCUUAUUGAAAAUAUGAGCUAAACGCGUAUGUUCACCGUUCUUAUAACGCAAGUUGACCCGAAGGCUAGAUUUGAAAUUAAGGUGUCAAACUGAGCGCCGUGAUCUGGUAUGAGGCAUUAGCCGCAACUAACGCUUAUUUUCAGUGCGGGUGGGCCCAGUUAUUGCAUAACGCUAGAUUAGCUGCCUCAUAACCGUAGGGUGACCCAAACUGCAUAUCGUUGAGUCCUUCUUAAUAAACUACCACCAACCACAAAAAAAGGAGUAACUAGCAGUUAAUACACGCGUGUGCUUGCAUGCUGCUUUAGCACGAUAAAUAGCACAGAGCAGUCAGCCUGCUAACGUUAGCCGCUGUUUAGGCGACAGUCAUUGUUUUGACUCGGUGUUAUUGCUGGAGGAGGGGGCAUCCAGCCACGUCGGGGCUAACCGCUAGCUAGUCGCGGUGUCAGCGGACUCCGUCCAUCCGGGACGCGCGGGGGAUUAAAGUCCUCACACAUGAGCGCGGACGAGGCGUCCGCGCGCUGAGCCGCUGCCGCUGUGACGCGCAGUGUCCUCGGAACUGUGCACGUGGCAUCCCUGUGUUGUCACCACCCGGGACGCCGGUUGCGUUGUGACAAGGGGUGUCCCGUCGGGGCGGGCAGUGAACGCGGUGUGUUUACGCGGUUCACACGUGUUCCAGAGGACUUGCACGGUUUACAUGGCUUGAUCGCGGUUAAUCAUAACGACUGAUAACAUUCAUAACGCGAGGAGCAGUCAUACUGCCGGUUCAACACUGCACAAGGUACUGAGUAGUUUCCACUGCAGUUAGGAAUCCCCGCACCAGAGAGCCCUCGACACAGACGAUCAUGAAGAGAACCAGGCACCCGAGCAGCAGCGAUGACUCCGACAAUGGAAGUAACUCCACCUGCUGGUCCCAGCAUUCAAAAUCCCAGCCCAGGAGAGGCAAUGGGCAGAAGCCCUCUGAGGUUUUCCGGACGGACCUGAUCACAGCCAUGAAAGUGCACGACUCCUACCAGCUGAACCCUGAAGACUAUUAUGUUCUGGCUGACCCUUGGAGGCAGGAGUGGGAGAAGGGUGUCCAAGUCCCAGUCAGCCCCCAGUCCAUCCCACAGCCUGUAGUACAGGUGCUAGCUGAGAAAGGGAAGGAUGUCAUGUUCACCAAGCCCAAGAAGUUGAUCCGCACAUCAGGGUCAGAGGCGCUAGGCUACGUGGACAUCCGGACGCUGGCAGACGGCAUGUGUCGAUAUGACCUGAAUGAAGAGGAUGUGGCUUGGCUGCAGAUCAUCAACGAGGAGUUUACAGAGAUGGGCAUGCCCCUGCUGGAUGAGAUCACCAUGGAGCGGGUGAUUGAAGAGUUUGAGCACCGCUGCCAUGACAACAUGACACAUGCCAUGGAGACAGAGGAGGGGCUGGGCAUCGAGUAUGAUGAGGAUGUGGUGUGCGACGUGUGCCAGUCGCCUGACGGGGAGGACAACAACGAGAUGGUCUUCUGUGACAAGUGCAACAUAUGUGUGCACCAGGCGUGUUAUGGCAUCCAGAAAGUGCCCAAGGGAAGCUGGCUGUGCCGGAUCUGUGCCCUCGGCAUCCUGCCCAAGUGCCAGCUGUGUCCUAAGAAAGGUGGAGCCAUGAAGCCCACCCGGAGCGGAACCAAGUGGGUCCACGUCAGCUGUGCCUUGUGGAUUCCAGAGGUGAGCAUAGGGAAUCCAGAGAAGAUGGAGCCCAUAACCAACGUUUCCCACAUUCCCAGUAACAGAUGGGCGCUGAUCUGCUGCCUGUGUAAGGAGAAGACGGGUGCAUGCAUACAGUGCUCAGCAAAAAACUGCCGGAUUGCCUUCCACGUAACGUGCGGCCUCCACGCCAACCUGGAGAUGAACACUAUCCUGACCGAGGACGAUGAGGUGAAGUUCAAGUCGUAUUGUCCCAAACACUCCGGGCUGGAGGGGGCAGACCGAGACUCUGGAGACGAGGAGGAGAAGGAGGGCUCUAGCGACAAGAAAAGUAAGAGGAGGGGGAGAGUGAGAGAGGAGGAAGACCCCUCCUCACCCCCUGCUCCUCUCUCUCUCCCAGCCAGAGCUCCCGGCGAGUCGGAGGCCGUCUGCAGUCGACAGCAAGAGGAAAAGAGGGUCAACCUCCGUAAGCUGAAGCUACAGGAGCUUGAGGAGGACUUCUUCCAGUUUGUGGAGGUUGAGGAGGUGGCACAGCACCUGAAGCUGGCCCAGGAAGCAGUGGACUACCUCUACCAAUAUUGGAAGCUCAAACGCAAAGCCAACUUCAACCAACCGCUCCUCACCCCCAAGAAGGACGAGGAGGAGAGCCUGGCACGGCGUGAGCAGGAAGUCCUGCUCCGCCGCCUCCAGCUCUUCACGCACCUCCGCCAGGACCUGGAGAGGGUGCGGAACCUGACCUACAUGGUGACCCGGAGGGAGAAGAUGAAGCGCUCCCUAUGGCGUGUGCAGGAGCAGAUCUUCCAGCACCAGGUCCGCCUGCUCGACCAAAAGCUGCUCACUGGGGAUCCUUCAGCGAAGGACCUGGAGAAAGUCUUCUCCCUAAGCUGGCUAUCGACCCAGAGCUCCCAGUCCCGCUCCUCAUGGGGCCACUCUGGCCUAAAGACUAAACGAGGCUUCUUAAAGCAGGAGAAGAGAAAGAGCAGCCACAGGAGGGCGAGUCCCGACUCCCCGCACACCCGAAAAGACGACUGCAGUAAACCACUGGAAGCAAAGGAUGUAGAGGAAAAGGAGCCUGUGUCUGCUGAGGCAUCCAGCCAAACCAGAAUACCCAACUCUGACAGUAAGCAGGGCUCUCAACACCCGAGACUACAGAGGCCGGAUAUCAACCAGGAAAGUAACCAUGUCAAGUUGCACAAGUCUGAGAGCCGCAGAGGCUUGAGGAAGGAGGCCCCAGGCCACGAACUGGAGGAAGAGGAGGGGGAGGAGCAGGGGGAAGGAAGGAGCAGGGAGGACGCGGCACUGACUAGGCGGAAGCGAGACAGUGAGCGCGAGCAGGAGGAGAGGAGGAAGAAGAGGAGGAACGGGCCCAUGGAAAGCUCCCCCAUCCAGAUGAAAAGCAGGCUGGGGUCAAAGGCCAUGGAGAAAACAGUGUCCAUCAGACUGAUUGAUAUCAGAGCCUCUGACAUUGACAACUACUGCAAGAAUGCAGGAACACCAUACAAAGGCCAUAUACCUCUGGAUUCCGCAGCCAACAGCAAGUCCAACAAAACCAACACGGCCCAGGACCCCACUUCUGCCGCCAAGCCCAACAGCUGGUUGAAGAAGGCCCAGGGUGCGCAGGUGAACUGCUCCCCCUCGUCCAACGGACCCAUGGGCAGCAAUCUCAAAAACUGGGGGAAGUUCAGGAUCCCCAAGAGAAGCGACAGACCCUCGGGAACGUCAAAGGAGCUGGAGGCCCUGGCGACGUCACCCCCGCCCAGGAAACCCCUCCUCAGGCCUCUCACCAACACCCCGGAGCCUUCAUACCCCAGGACACGGCUACGCACCGGAGCGGAGAACAACGCCUAUGCCGCCGACACCAAGCCCACCGACGGAGAGGUGGAGCCCUGUCUGAAAAGGUGCCACUCCCACCAGUUGAGGGGCGACGCAUCCCUGAGCCGUCGCUACGGCUCUGACAUCAUCCGCAGAGGGGUGCUGGCCUCCUGAUGGCAGUCUGCCACGGGUGUCGGGGGAAAACACUUGAAAUAAGCUGCACUGUGGUAGUCGAGGAAGACGCAAACCCAGUCGUUUCUCUCAUUGAAUCUUUAUUUUUCUCGAAAAGUCAUGGAAAUGCCUAGAUUAACAGAGCUGAUAUUUAUUUUUUAUUUGUAACAUAUGUACAAAAAAUUGUGAAAUAUUAUACUUUUUUUGUUCUUUUUCUCCAGGAGUAGAAUGAUGUCAAGUUGCCACUAAACUCACCCUCAACUAAUUGCAAGCAAAAGCUUCAACGAGGACGGAGUUGUGAUUGUCGCUCGGGACCAUAAACUUGCAUUGCUAGCUUUUUAUUUUCCACGUAGUAUUAUUACACCUGGCCAUGAGUCAAUUGCACUUGGUGUGAACACGCGUCUCUCCAUCAUGCUACUAGAAUCAGAAUCGCUUGGUAUCUGAACAAUUCUCCGGCAAAAUCAGUAGAGAACUCUGAACGUGAACUCCAUACUGCUUUCAUCACCGUUUUAAACUUCGGCUCUGAUCAUUGUCAGCCAUCGUGCAGACCUCACGGGGGCUGCAGCCGUGACUUAUGAAUAAUGAAGGGGGGAAAUUUCUACAAAGGGAAUUUUGAAUGACCUUUGAGUUGUCGUCAGCACUCGAGUGUAAUUGAACAGCGAUGUCGUAUCCAUCAUGUGCCUAUCUUUUAUUUGAAGCGUUUGCACUAAGAGAGGACGGCACAGGUAUGAGGUAUGAGUAGAGUUAUUUUUACACUGAAGAAAAAGCGUUUUGUACCUUACGCCGCUACUGUACUACUGUUAUGCAAAAUGAAUUUUAUUUUGUCUUGUCUUAAGAGGAAUAAAAUCCGGGAGGAUUUUCGGUGGCGGCA